AUGGGACCAUCACCUUCUUUAGCUAGUUUAUCAUCCUCUCAGCAAUCAAGUAAUCAACAACAACAACACCAUAGUUUAUCAGACAUAAAUAUCCCAACAUCACCUUUAUCACCUCCAUCUCAUCAACAAAAGGAACAAAAUAACAAUGUGAUGAUAAAAGAGUUGGAAGAACUCUUAAUAAAGCUUGCUAGGGAAACAAAAAUGAAGUCUGGUGUUGAAAACAUGCUUGAAGUUUAUUUAAAGGACAAAAAGAAGACAAAAGAAUUAGAAACACAAUUAGAAGGAUAUAGUUUAGCUAUUGAUGAAAUAACAAAGCGAAUUGAGCACAUUAGAAUAACUGCUGUUAAUUCAGGAACACACAUUAUAGACGUUGCUAAAUUAUUGAAAGCAUAUAAAUAUACGGGAACAAUUUUUUCAAAUGCUAUAACACCUUCCACAUUAGCUCAAUCGCGUUCUAAAUUAAGGUCUAAUAAUAAUACUUUAAAGGGAAAAAAGAAAGCUGCUAUGGAAAAUGUAUCUUAUCCUGAUGAUGAUACUUGGCCUAUAGGAAAGAGAAUGGAUCAUAUUAUACAAUAUUUACAAGUCGAUGAGUGGAAGGCAAAUAAUAAUACUACUAAAGAAACAAAAAUGGAGAAACUUAAAAUUUUGAUAAGAAUAUUAAAAAAUACAACUGGAAUUGAGGCACAUUGUUCAAAAAAGAAAAUAAUUGAAGGUCUGCGUCAAUCUAUGGUGAGUCCUUAUAAAGAAAUAAGAAUUAUGGUUCUACGUGCUUUAAGAUUAUUAGUGGAAGGACCUGAAGAUGUCGAAAUGAUGAUAUAUUAUCAUUUAGAUGUAUUUUGUGCUAGGGCAUUAGUACGAGAUCAAGAUGGGUAUGAACCAGAAAGGGAGCAAACAAUUAAAUUAAUAAGAACAUUCAUUGAAUACGGUGGUGUUCAACAUAUCAAUCAGGGUAUUGUGAGGUCGGUCGUGGCUAUUGCAGAACAACAAGAUUGUAGAUUAAGAAAUAUUGCAUUAGAAACGCUUGCUGAAUUAACUAUCUUAGAUGUUGCAUUGAUUGUAAAAUCAGGAGGAUUAAGAGUAUUAAUACAAGCUCUAAUAGAUGGUCAGCAUGGAAUAUCAGAAGUACUUAUUCAAUCCGUUUUAUAUGUAUUGGAUACACCAAAUAAAAGAUGUUAUCUUCGACCUGGUGUUGAACUAGAGACGAUUAUUGCUCCCUUUACAGAAUCAAACACAGGUCCAAAUUAUAUUGAACGAUUGAAGAAUAGUGCAAAAAUGGUAACUACUUUGAUUAAAAGUUGGGCUGGUAUAUUUUAUAUGAGUGCAAAUAAUAUGAGAGCCGCUCGAUCCGUUGUGCAGGCAUUAAGGAUGCCAGUACUAGAGACACAGAAAUUAGUACUAGAUAUGUUUUUUGACGUAUUUAGAGUAAAGUUACCUGUAGAUCAUCAUGGGUUUUUAUCUGGAAGACAACAUACAGUGCAGGUUGCACCUACAAAUGAUACUGAAUUAGCAAAAAUAUCACUUCGACCUACUGCUGUUUUAAAUGGACCUGUCAUGUCCAAUCUCAUGAUGGCGGGAGGUAUUAGUCCUGAUGCUUAUACACGCUAUGCCCUCAAUCAUGGCACGACAACAGCUAGCAACUCGGAAAGACUUAAAAUGCUUGAUCAUCAUCUUAGUAUUAUCAUUAUUAUCUUUAUUGAAUCAGACAUUCUUAUGGCCCUUGUUGAUAUGGUCAAAUCAGACGAUAUCUACAUGUCUCGAAAAGCUACUUUAUUAAUUGGAGAAAUCUUACAACUCUCUACACGACUAUUACCUACUUUAAUGGCUAUUCAAGUCCAAUCAUUACCCAAGUUAUUUACAUUGGCAUCUAAUUUUGAAGAUGAACAAGUACGGCAUAACGCUACAGCAGCAUUAGCACAUAUUGAUCGAUUAACGCGAGCACGUACACGAUAUAUAGCACCCCCUAUUUCAUCAAAUCUGACCUCGUUUAAAGGUACUGAUCAAUCACCUUCAAAACGCACGCAAGAAAAAGUGCAUGAGGUUAAAUUAAAGAUUGGUUAUGCUAUUGAUGAUACCCACUUUCGACAACUCUUGAUGGAUACACAAGUAUUAAAUACAAAGGACUACACAAAGUGGAACUGGGAUAGUAUUCUUGAACUUUUACAAGGGCCUCUAUUGAAUCCAAGACGUCUAGAUGAAGCAAUGCGUGGUAAAAAGUUUAUUAAACGUCUACUGGCUUUUUAUCGACCCUUCAAGCAUCAAUUUUCGGAUAUGAAUGCGACUAAGGGCACAAUUAGUCGAUACGUUAGAACAGGUUGCACACUUAUUUCCACCUUAUUAAGUAAUCCGGAUGGUGUACGUUAUCUGAGUGAAAACAAAUUGCUUAGCAAUAUUGCAUUGGCAUUUAAUGAAUUGGAUCCGCUUACAAAUGGAGGAGGUGAUGCAUGUACAGAGCCGAUUUUUUCAAAAGAACGUAUGGAGAACACCUUAACAUGCGGUUAUUUCGCUAUUCUAGGUACCUUUUCGAAAUAUAAAGAAGGCGUACGUAUCCUUGAAAGAUUCAAAAUUUUUAGUUGCUUUUAUCAAAUCUCUGAACUCAAAAACCGUACAGAUCUUAAGGUAGCCAUGAUUACUAAUUUGGAUUAUACCCUAGAUGGACAUCCACGGGUGCUAUUGUCUAAAAUCAUGACGUCGGGUUAUAAUCCAAUUCGUCUUUUCGCUACUCAACAUUUAGGUGUUAUUAUGCGACAAUCAGAAUCUGAGUUCAACGACUGGGUCAUUCGAUUACUAGUGACUCAACUCUAUGAUACGCAUAUGGAUGUUUGCCAGACAGCUGUUCAUUUAUUAGACGAAGCAUGUGAGAGACAAGCUAAUUUAGAAUUACUUGUUAAAUGUAGACCUAGUUUGGGACAUUUAGGAGAAGUUGGUAAUCCAUUAUUAUUACGAUUUUUGUCAACCUCGACUGGAUUUCAAUAUUUGAAUGCCUUGGGAUAUGUUCAAAAAGAAAUGGAUGACUGGUUUGAAAGAGGAAAUCUUAAUUAUGUUGUUCAGUUAGAGCUUUCGCUGGCGAGAGCUUUAAUAAAUACACCAGAAAAGAAGGUAAAUCCGUUUGAAGAAAGGGUUGAUAGUGAAAAUGAUUUUGAAGCGUUACAACCUGGUGAUGGUUUAACGCCUCCUCAUUUCUAUGGAGAAUUAACCAAGACAGAAGAAGGAUGUAAUCUGUUAAGAGAAAAGGGUCAUCUUAAGAUGUUUGUUGAUUAUGUGAGGAAUUUCCCUUUAGAUAAAUGUAAUGAAACCUCAUUGGGGCAACUAAAGGCUGUUCUAUGGGCACUUGGAAAUAUUGGGGCAACAAAGAAUGGUCUACCUUUUCUUGAAGAAGAGGAUAUUGUAAAAGAUAUUAUAGAAAUGGCAGAAGGCAGUGAAAUCUUAUCACUAAAGGGAACUUGUUAUUUUGUACUUGGAUUAAUUGCAAAAACUCAACAAGGUGUUGAAUUAUUAGGCGAAGUUGGUUGGGAAAGCGUUGUUUCCCCAAAUGGAGAACCUGAGGGGCUGUGUGUACCAUUAAAUCUUUCGAGAUUUUUAACGAUCCGGAAUUGGAAAUAUAAACCAGCAUUGUUUUCUCCUCCACAAUUACCGAGAUCUGUUACAGCAGAUUCAGUUAGCGCGGAUAUAUUAAAAAAUAUCGGUAAUAUGAGCAAUCAUAUUUUAGCAAAUGAAGCAUCAAAGAAUCUUGCAAAAUUAAGACAACUUUAUCCUGAAUACUUUAAAAAGGUAAACCUUUAUUAUUCAGUAUGUCAGUUACUUGGAAGUUAUCAUUUCAGGUCACCUGUUCGCAAAUAUGUCUUGGAAAUAUUUGAUAUGAAAUUUACUACUGAAUUACUACAAGAAUUAGAUGACAUAGCAGCAACAACAACGACAUCAUCUGUUGCAUUCACAACGCCUGAUCAAUCGUUGCAAAAGAUACCACCUAUCAUUAAAAAAGACGAUGCUGAUGUGGCCCAAGAAAUAUUGGAGCCAAAGAUAAAACAAAUUGGAUUUCAUGUAGCCUAA
Molecule: messenger RNA, 4047 nt
Organism: Cokeromyces recurvatus
Lineage: Eukaryota; Fungi; Mucoromycota; Mucoromycetes; Mucorales; Mucoraceae
Product: Rapamycin-insensitive companion of mTOR, N-term-domain-containing protein
Exons: 13
Coding region: 1-4047 (1348 amino acids)
Biological process (GO): TORC2 signaling
Cellular component (GO): TORC2 complex
Source: RefSeq, a predicted model, not a curated record